This is a messenger RNA of Thecamonas trahens ATCC 50062, 456 nucleotides long. RefSeq lists its product as uncharacterized. NCBI's taxonomy places the organism in Eukaryota, Apusomonadida, Apusomonadidae. The transcript has a single exon. The record is from RefSeq and is a predicted model, not a curated record. Bases 1 to 456 code for a protein of 151 amino acids.
AUGGGUAUACUCACACACACACGUGUGCUGUUUGCACAGGCUGGCGUUCUCGGUCUCUUUGCCGCUGUGGCUCUGGUCGCUCCGCUGGUGGUCCUCGAUGCAGCCGUGCCUGCUGCAACAGGCAAGGCUCAGGCGCUGCGGACGGGCGUGGCGUCGGACGUGGUCAUGCUGUUGGGCGGAGCAGGUGGCCUUGCUGCGGCUGCACUCUCUGCUGCACUUGCUCGUCAUGUCCGAUACGACGUGGUUACCCGUGGCGAGGUCUCGGCUGUCUGCGCCGCCGCCUGGCUCGCCACAGCUGUCGUCGCCAUGCUCUUCACUGCCUCGGGGAGAUGGCACCUCUCAGCCAUGAUGCUCCUCCUCACCAUCUCCACCCUCAUGUCGGCUCUCUUUUCCAUGCUCGCUGUCAAUGACCUCUCCACCGUCGCACGCUUCAACUCGCGAUCUUAUCCAGACUAA